Molecule: messenger RNA, 3334 nt
Organism: Capra hircus (goat)
Lineage: Eukaryota; Metazoa; Chordata; Mammalia; Artiodactyla; Bovidae
Gene: ZNF250
Product: zinc finger protein 250
Exons: 5
Coding region: 1253-2863 (536 amino acids)
Biological process (GO): regulation of transcription by RNA polymerase II
Cellular component (GO): transcription regulator complex; PcG protein complex
Molecular function (GO): RNA polymerase II cis-regulatory region sequence-specific DNA binding; DNA-binding transcription factor activity, RNA polymerase II-specific
Source: RefSeq, a predicted model, not a curated record
GGACCCCUCAUCCUGGGCUGCAGACAUUGUGUCCUCACGUGGAGGGAGGGGGCUCUUAUCAAGGGCACUCCACUCUCAAGACCUGAGCACCGCCCCCGCCCCCCAACAUUGAACCUUAGGUCAUUUGGAGGCACAGACAUUCAGAGCAGAGCAACAGGCAUACUUUAUGAUAUACUGUUUCCCUUCAGUACUUAGAGGUCAUCCUGAGUAGAGCUCUUCCACUUUCUGUUUUCAUGUUUCUCUGGAAUUCACUGGGUGGGAAUCUUGUCCCCUUCUCUGCCCCUCCGUACCUCAAACAAUUGCCCGGGGGUUUGAGUUAAUCUCAUCAGAUGAGGUGACACUUGAGUUACAUGCUCUCUUGAACCUUGCUGUCCUCCGAAGGCCCUCAGAGGAGCUGUGUCAUCUCAGUCUGGUGUGCCUACUGCUGUGGACAAGGACUCACAUCCCCUCGUGGUCCUAGGGUCAUUGUUGUGCAACAGGAGCAUCGUGAACACCUCCAUAUCCUGUUCUUUCGCUGACCUGUCUGGCCGCUUGGCGCAGCCUGAAUCUUGGUCUUUGUGGUGCGGGACUGGUUUAGAGAAGGACUGGUGGAUUUGGUGGCAGCACUAUCUUGGAGUCUGUUCUGAAACCACACAAUUCAUGUGGGAUUCGAACUCAUGAGCUGAGACUCGAACCCACUGUCUCUUAAUUGAAACCACACACCUUUGCUCAGGACUUACUGAAGCUCAGGUUCUGUGUCUCUCAGUGCAGAAGGAAGGAAUUCACAGCAGGAUGCAAAGUGAUAGGUGAGAAGUGGAUUUAUUUAGAGAGAUACACAUUCCUUAGAGUGGUGUCUGUCUCAAAAUGCCCUGAAAUGUAAGGUGGUUAGUUUCUGUGGGCUGUGUAGUUUCAUAGGCUGCUGAAUAGGAGGAUUAAUUUCAGGGAGGGCCAGGGGCUUCCAGGAAUUCAGGAAUUGGACCACUGCCCACUUUUCACUUUCUGGUCAUCUGGCCUUGGAACUGUGGGGACUGUGGGUGUGUUGUCAUUUAGCUGAUGUAUUGCAGUGAGCAUAUAAUGAGGCUCAGCCUCCACUGGAAGGGGAGCCUUCCGCCAUCUUGGGCCUAGUUGGUUCUAACCAGUUUAUGUCUCAUCUUUAAGGGUUGUGCUCAGUCCCCUUCCCUUCUGGUUUCAAGUCCAUCUGAGGAAGGCGUGCAUUGCCCAGAGCCCUACACGCUUCUCCGAUACCGUCUCCCUCAGACGUGCCACGGCCCAGAUGAUGGCAGCGGCCCGGCUCCUGCCGCCACCAGCGGUGCCUCAGGCCAAGGUGACCUUCGAGGACGUGGCUGUGUUCCUCUCCCAGGAUGAGUGGGACCGUCUGGGCCCCGCCCAGCGUGGCCUCUACCGACACGUGAUGAUGGAGACCUAUGGGAAUGUGGUCUCCGUGGGAAUUCCAGGAUCCAAGCCCGAGGUGAUCUCCCAGCUGGAGCGAGGAGAGGAGCCGUGGGUCCUGGACAAGCAGGGCAACGAGCAGCUCAGGGGCUGGGGCAUCAGCCGCUCAGGAUGUGAGCACAAGGAUCAGGACCAGAACGCAGACUCCAGCCUGAGGCCGCUCACUUCAGAGGAGAUAUCAAUGAUUCUGAGGAAAACGCCUGCUGAGUGGAGUGAUCCGGGAAGUUACGAACCUGAGCAGAGUUUCUGUCUGAGUCCCAGCCCUGCCGGCCCCCCUGAAGGCCAGGCUGUGAGCCCCAGCGCGCCGGUCGCCCAGCGCCCGGCCGUUCCUGGCGGGGAGAGGCCCUACCGGUGCGUGGAGUGCGGGAAGUGCUUUGGGCGGAGCUCCCACCUGCUGCAGCACCAGAGGACGCAUACUGGGGAGAGGCCCUAUGUGUGCGGUGUGUGUGGCAAGGCCUUCAGCCAGAGCUCGGUGCUCAGCAAGCACAAGAGGAUCCACACGGGCGAGAAGCCCUACGCGUGCCACGAGUGUGGAAAGGCCUUUCGAGUGAGUUCGGAUCUCGCUCAGCAUCACAAGAUACACACAGGGGAGAAGCCACACGAGUGUCUCGAGUGCCGCAAGGCCUUCACGCAGCUCUCGCACCUCCUGCAGCACCAGCGCAUCCACACUGGCGAGCGGCCGUACGUGUGCGGUGUGUGCGGCAAGGCCUUCAACCACAGCACUGUGCUGCGCAGCCACCGGCGGGUGCACACGGGGGAGAAGCCGCACGAGUGUGCAGAGUGUGGUCGCGCCUUCAGCGUGAAGAGGACCCUGCUCCAGCACCAGCGGGUGCACACCGGGGAGAAGCCCUAUGCCUGCGGCGAGUGUGGCCGCGCGUUCAGUGACCGCUCCGUCCUCAUCCAGCAUCACAGCGUGCACACUGGCGAGAAGCCGUACGAGUGUGGCGAGUGUGGCAAAGCCUUCCGGCACCGCUCCACCCUCCUGAACCAUGAGCGCAUCCACACGGAGGAGAAGCCGUAUGGCUGCUACGCCUGCGGCAAGGCCUUCGUGCAGCACUCCCACUUGACCCAGCACCAGCGGGUCCACACCGGGGAGAAGCCCUACGUGUGCAGCGAGUGCGGCCAUGCCUUCAGCGCCCGCAGGUCCCUGGUCCAGCACCAGCGGGUCCACACCGGCGAGCGGCCCUUCCGCUGCGCACAGUGUGGCAAGGCCUUUAGCUUGAAGGCCACGCUGAUUGUGCACCUGAGGACCCACACGGGCGAGAGGCCGUACGAGUGCAGCCGCUGCGGCAAGGCUUUCAGCCAGUACUCGGUGCUCGUGCAGCACCAGCGCAUCCACACGGGCGAGAGGCCGUACGAGUGUGCGGAGUGCGGCCGCGCCUUCAACCAGCACGGCCACCUCAUCCAGCACCAGAAGGUGCACAGGAAGCUGUGACCAUGCCUGUACGUGAAGCCACACUUGGGAGCCCGGGCUCCCAGCCCUGGGAAGCCUCCAGUCCCGGCGAAGCCCCUGCCGGUGACACCCAGUGUCACCGAGGAACUCACGGGCAACACCGAAGCGUCUCUGUAAGAACUUCAGAGGACACCUCAUUUGCUUCUCUCACCGUCUUGAAGUUACGUGGCAGAGUAGUCUCACAAUGUAAUGAGUUUUGAUAAAGACAGCUACUAUUCAUUAUUAACGUUAGUUAGAAAUGAGAAACUAAAGGAAGUUUCAGCAUAAGGACCACUGUCCCAGCAAAACUUCCUCACGCUCCAAAUAAAGGUUUUUUUUCUUAGAAUAUUAUAUGCCUUUCCUAAAUACAAUGGUGGUUCUGAUUAUUGCACUUAAAAUUGGGAUGUUGGACUAUAUUUUCAGUAAUUCUGUUAAACAGUAAAGUACUGUGUAGAUAAAAUGGUAUUAAAAAUA